AAAACACAUUUCGACUGCAACCAUCCAAAACCAAAAUAUUCAAACUUGUCUUUAUUAUUUUCUUUUUCUAUAUCUCUUCCCUUCUUUCUUUAGUUAUUUUUGUUACAUGGGAAGUUCUCAUGAGCGAGUGAAAGAGGCCGUGGUGGUCACCCCAUCCGAGCCAACCCCAACUCGUGUUCUUCCUCUCUCCGCCAUUGACUCCCAGCUCUUCCUCCGCUUCACCAUCGAGUAUCUCUUAAUCUACAAGCCCAGCAGACCAGGCCUCGAACAUGGCCCCACUCUGGCUCGCGUUCUUAAGUCCGCUCUGUCUAAGGCCUUGGUCCCUUACUACCCUCUGGCCGGAAGAGUACGAACCAGGCCCGACGGUUCGGGCCAGCUUGAGGUCGUUUGUCGGGCCCAAGGUGCAGUCUUCAUCGAGGCCAUCUCCGACCGUACCGUCUCCGAUUUCACUAACCGGGCCCCAAGGUACGUGACCCAGUGGCGGAAACUCCUCUCCGUGCACGUGUCGGACGUCCUCAAGGGAGCCCCACCACUCGUUGUCCAGCUCACAUUACUCAGGGACGGCGGAGCCGCUCUCGGCGUUGGCUUCAACCACUGCCUCAUCGACGGAAUCGGUAGCGCCGAAUUUCUCAACUUGUUCGCUGAGUUUGCCAACAGACGAGUCACGCUCGCCGAGUUCAAAUCCAGACCCGAACCCAUAUGGGAUCGACACUUGCUUGACCCAAAACCCAGAAACGGAAUGCCUAGCAGUAGUAGCUUCAUUACUCUCCCUGAGUUCAACUCUGUCCCUGACAUUUCUGGUUUCAUGACAAGGUUCUCUGGUGAGCGACUCACUCCGACCUCGGUAACUUUUGACCGGACAUCUCUCGGGGAGUUGAAGAAUGUGGCACAGUCCACGAGGCAAACUUACUCAACAACAUUCACUUCGUUUGAGGUUCUUUCGGCCCACGUAUGGAGAAGUUGGGCUCGGGCUUUAAACUUACCUCCGAACCAAACGUUGAAGCUUCUUUUCAGUAUAAACGUUCGGGACCGGGUCAGGCCCAACAUGCCAUUAGGGUACUACGGGAACGCGUUCAUAUUGGGCUGCGCGCAGAGCAGCGUGAAGGACCUCGAGGAGAUGGGCCUGUGGUACGCGGCUGGGUUGGUGAAGGCGGCGAAGGAUAGAGUCGGAGACGAGUACGUGAGAGCGGUGGUGGAAUCGGUGAGCGAGGCGAGGGCGUGUCCUGACUCAGUUGGGGUGCUGAUCGUGUCGCAGUGGUCAAGGUUGGGUUUGGAAAAGGUUGACUUUGGGCUAGGAAAGCCAGCCCACGUGGGGCCCAUUUGCUGCGAUAGGUACUGCUUGUUGCUGCCCGUACCUGAUCAGAGGGAGGCAGUGAAGGUGAUGGUUGCGGUCCCCACAAGCGCUGUUGACAAGUACGAAUACCUCAUCAGGAACCAUUACACGUGAGAUUCACCUGAUUAUAGCUCACCCGUUGACUUUUGCUUUCAUUGACCUUUUCUUUUUUAUUUUUAUCUUAUCACAAAAAGGAAAAAGAGCGAGUGAGAGAUUAAAUAAACGGUGCUGCAAAGAGAAUGAAUGGCAAUUGUUAGUACUACAAAGCUUUUCUCCCUUUGUGAGGAAUGAGUGAAUAAUCGCAUCCCUAGUUUUGUUCUUCUCUUCUCACUAUUCUCCUAAUUGUGCCACUUGGACUCCGUUGACUGUUGACUAGUAUUUCUCUUGUAAACUUCUAAUUAUCUUUCUUAAAUUUAAAUAACUCUCUCUAAUUGCAGAUA
Molecule: messenger RNA, 1773 nt
Organism: Humulus lupulus (European hop)
Lineage: Eukaryota; Viridiplantae; Streptophyta; Magnoliopsida; Rosales; Cannabaceae
Product: alcohol acyltransferase 9
Exons: 1
Coding region: 107-1447 (446 amino acids)
Source: RefSeq, a predicted model, not a curated record